GUCUGCAGAGGUGGAGGAUAUGGUGAUGGAGAGGCCUCCAGGGGUCCCUAUGACCAAAGCUUUGGGGUCACAGGUGAGGAUAAGGACCCUGAAAGCUCAACUAAAUCUACUAUUCUCAGAGGUCUCUAUCCAAGAGGAAAAUGCCCAAGAAUCAACAACAUCCCAAGCAAAAAGCCCAAGUUCCAGGCCCAGGAAGAUUCCAAAAGCAUCAGAGAGCCCUUUUCCUUCAUCUUCUACCGAGCAGACCUCUCACUCCUCCAGCUACAGGGCUACUUCAGAGAAACAAUGGGUCAGGUGCGCAUAUUUCACCCAGAUGCGCACAGUCAAGGGGGCGGCGGUCGCUUGGCAGACCAAAACCUCCUUUGCCCCCGUGGGCAAGAUGCCCCAGGUCUUUGAGGCUGAGCUCUCUGAGGAGAGCACCAUCGGCUCUGCCCCCAGUCUGGCCAACACUGAGUCCCUGGUCAGCACCCUGGAGCCCUGGCAGGAGGGGCCCCAGACCUGUACUUCGGACCCCACCGACCAAGGGGAGAAGCAUGGGGAGAGCCCCCGCGCAGCCACCCCGGAGUGGCUGGUGACCCGUGAGCGCGGCUUCCGCUGCGUGGCCUGCGGCCGCCUGUUCCAGUCCCGGGAGGCCCUGGUUGCGCACGCGGCGCAUGGUGUGAGCCAGAGCUUCAGCUGCCGGGUCUUCUUUCAAGAGCUGCUGGAGAGGCCGCUGCCAGGCUCAGUCCAGGGGAGGCCCCAACGCUGCCACCUGCUGGCCAGGCGUUACCUGAUGGCCUCCAAGAAGAGGGAGGUGAGGGAGAUGAGAGCAGUCUGCAGGCGCCUGGAGGAGCAGCUGGAGAAGCAGAGAGAAGAAUUGAAGAGGCUGAGGCACCAGCUGGACAGGCUGCAGAGGCAGGCCAGGCCGCAGAAGGUGCAGCACCAAGGCCAGAGGGGGAAGGACCUAAAGACCUGCUAGCACCCUGGGACUAGGAGGAGCAGGGCCUUUGGGCUGGAAACGAGGGCCCUUCAUGAGAGACCUCCAUUCAGGUUCGUUUAACCCAGCUCCCCUGGAAGAUCUUAGCCUCCUUCCCCUGUGACCACCAGCCUUCCACCCUAAGGGCACAAAGACCUCCAGCCCUAAGGAAGAAGCCCCAGAUAGCUGAACACAGACACCAGGUCCCCUCAGAGGCUCCCCUGGCCCAGGAGAGGACAGGACAGGCCUCAUCUUGAUGGUGAGGUCUUGGGACCCCUAAGGAUGAGCACAGAGUAAGUAGGGAAAGGGGAAUGGGAUUUCAGUGGGACUUGGGAGGCUAAGGGGGACCCUGGUGAGGUGUGAUGGUGAAGGGGGUAUCAGUGAGUUCUUUGGAGGAGAAAGAAUCAGAGAGAUGGCAGGGUGUCAGGAAACCUGCCUGCAGGUGAGCAGUGGGCAUAAAGCCCUAAACCAAGGACUCUGGGUCCCUUCCCAGCAGCAUACAGGCAGAGAAAGAGGUAAGGCUUGGCAGGAGGAGAGGAGGGCCCGGUGAAGGAAAAUGAAUUCACCCCAGCCAUGUCUUCUGGUCUCCUAGGGUGAAUUUGGGGUUCUGAUUAGGAUGCAUUGUUGUUGCCUCAUUAGGGGAAUGUAAGUGGGAGGUGGUGUAGAAAAAUCCCCCUGGGUGUUAACCAUUUCUGGAUAAGAGUUGAUCCAGUGCUUACAGGGUAUUUCUUGUAGAGUAUGUCCUCGGGUAAGGGGUAGAGCUUUGGAACUUUUUCUUCUCCUUUAAAUAAAGCUGUACAUUCCAGUUCUUGACACGUCAAUAAAUCUCGUUAAUUCCCCCCCCCCCUCCGUGGUCAAAUCUGUUCUGUCCCGAGGUCAAAGAACUGGAAGAAAAAGGCCAUCUGAGAUGAAAGAAGCAAAAGAGAGGAGAGGGUUCUUAACCUGGGGAGAAGAGCGAGAACACAGUUAUAGAGACCAGAAGAGCUCACUGGUUCCAAGAACAAGAAGAAAUGCACUGGAUCUGAUUAUUACUGUCUGUGGUGUGCUCUCCUUCCAGUGAUUAAAAUCUUUUGUCUGUCAUUAUAGAAAAUUUUCACCUAUUUAAAAUAUCUAACGAAACACAUUAAAAUAUACAUGUAUCUAUGAUGUUUAUCAACUUCCAAAGUUCUGAAAUUGUUUUUUAUUACAUUUUCGAGAUUACAGAUUUGUAUGACAAAAAAGUUAUGUCAGGGUCCCACCCUCGUAUGUAAUUUGCUCCCACUCCCACAAGGUAUCCAAUGUUAAUAGACACAUAUGUGUCCUUCCCUACACUUCUCUGCAGGGACACAUAUACACAGUCACAGGUACACAAGUACAUCUGCUGGGAUGUUUGCUUUUAUGGAAACUUGGUCUCACUCUAUCCACAUUGCUCUUGCCCCUUCUUUCACUUGACAUUCUACCUUGAUUCUCUGUAAGUCAUUAGAUAUGGCACUAACACUAUAUUUUUGGGUCUUUAACUUACAUGAAUAAUUUAAAUAGAUGAUAUCAAUUCAGUACACUUUAUCUGGACUUGUACAUGUUGUUGUUAGAAGCUAUCAAGUCAGUUCUGACUCACAGUGACCCUAGGCACCACAGAACAAAACUCGGCCGGUCACUGCAAUCCUAAUAAUCGUUGCUAUAUUUGAGCACACUGUUGCAGCCAUUGUAUCAAUCUCAUUGAGGGUCUUCCUCUUUUUCCCUGGACCUCUGCUUUACUAAGCAUGAUGUCCUUUUCCAGGGACUGGUCCCUCUUGAUAAGAUGUCCAAAGCCAUCCUUACUUCUAAGGAAUAUUCUGGCUUUCUCUGCUCAAGACAGAUUUAUUUGUCCAUACAUAACACCACUAAAAUGGAAACAUUAUCAUCCAUGCUUUUUAAGUCCACUCUUCCUGCAUGUUCUAACUCUCCUCCCCCUGUUCUUUCCCACAAGUGAAUCCAAGGUAAUUCAGGUUAACAAUGUGGUAAGUAGUCUCUCCUAUCCUUGCUUAAACAAGCCCACACAGACUUGCAUGUACCCUCGUCUUCUCAUUUAUACACACACAUAAACAUACACAGGUAUUCAAGCAUAUUCAAACAAUUGAUAUUGUUUAACCCAGAUGUGCUCAUUUUAUAUACACUUCUCUGCACCUUGAUUGUUUCAGUAAUACUUCCAUAAUACUUCAUAGAGAUUUCUCCCACUCAACUACUACAACUCUUUUUCAUUCUAAUGACUCCCUGUUUUAUUGAGGAUGUAGCUUUACCAUAAGUUAUCUAUCAUUCCACCAUCAAUGGACAGUCAAAGUUUCGUCAUAUUAAUAAUAACUAUCCUUUGUGUACUACAGGAUUUGUUUCUGUGGAAUAGACUCCACAGAGUGAGAUUUCCAAUUCAAAGAAUGUUAAAAGUACAGAGUCAUGGCCAUAUCUUUCCCCUAGAGGCUGCCAUAAUGCACCUCUCCAGCCACCUCUCAGGGCAUCCUUCUCCCCACAGCCCAGCCAGCUAUAGGUGGUGCUGAUUUUCAAAUUGUGCCAGUUUCACUGGCAGUUUGAUAUUUUCUGAACUUGGACUAUGUUUACUGGGCAUGUGGAUUUACUCUGAAUGAACUGUUUGAAUUCACUGCUCAUUGUUCAAGUGCAUAACUUUUAUCCUUCUGUGUAAAAUGGAAAUUGUUAUUAAGGCUUGUCAUCUCCAUUUCACAUGA
Messenger RNA from Loxodonta africana (African savanna elephant), 3648 nucleotides. Its product is annotated as protein FAM170B-like. The coding region runs from base 20 to 958 and encodes 312 amino acids. Gene Ontology annotation, biological process: fertilization. The record is from RefSeq and is a predicted model, not a curated record. Gene Ontology annotation, cellular component: acrosomal vesicle. NCBI's taxonomy places the organism in Eukaryota, Metazoa, Chordata, Mammalia, Proboscidea, Elephantidae. The transcript is spliced from 2 exons.